Messenger RNA from Arabidopsis arenosa, 1216 nucleotides. NCBI's taxonomy places the organism in Eukaryota, Viridiplantae, Streptophyta, Magnoliopsida, Brassicales, Brassicaceae. The record is from the annotation of a GenBank genome assembly.
GUCCUUGCUUCUAUCUGUUGUUCUGCUUCUCCUUUAGAUAUUAGGGUUUUUGAGGAAGACGAGUAAGUGUCUCUCCGUCUCGAUUUUGUCCUCAUCUUCUUCUUCUUCUUUCACUCCGCAUAACCUAAUUUAAUCUAUCAUCCUCUCUCCUCAUCGCAGAUUCACACCGUGAAGCGAUGGCUUUGUUGUUCAAGGAGCAAGCAAAGCUCUCGGCUUAUCGAGAUAGAAGAUUUUCUGGAACACAAGAGGAAUUCGAUGAAGCGCUAAGAGCAUCUACAACGGUUUACAUUGGCAAUGUGUCUUUCUACACUACUGAAGAACAGCUUUACGAGCUUUUCUCUAGAGCAGGAGAAAUCAAAAAGAUCAUCAUGGGUUUGGAUAAGAACACUAAAACACCUUGUGGCUUUUGUUUUGUCCUGUUCUACUCGAGAGAGGAUACUGAAGAUGCAGUCAAGUAUAUAAGUGGGACUAUUCUGGAUGAUCGGCCUAUUCGUGUGGAUUUUGAUUGGGGGUUCCAAGAAGGAAGACAAUGGGGACGUGGUAGAAGCGGUGGCCAGGUUCGAGAUGAAUACCGUACAGAUUACGAUCCUGAUAUCCUUUCAGUCCGAAUUAUAGCGCUCUCUGUUAAGGAACUUGAAGCACAAAGGCAGCUCGUGGAUUACGGUACUGGCUCAUUGGGAGCCUAUCCUCAAGCUGCGCCAUCAAAUUAUGGAAAUGGAAGGCGUGGUGGUGGAAACUAUGGUCAAGGUGGACCAAAUCGCCAUGGAAGAGGAGGAGACUAUCAUCGGAAACGACAAAGAGACGACGAUCGCUAUGGCCGUGAUAACUCAAGAAGAAACACAGAUCAUGAGUCUAGGAGAGACACUGAUCAUGACAUGAGACCGGAGAAGAACCCACGUUUCCGUGAGAGCGGUGACUCCGACGAUGAUGGUGAAGAUGAUCGGAAGAGAAGAUCUUAAAACAAACUUAGCAGCUACCAAUGUUGUUGAAGGAUCAAUGUAAUCUUUAGAUUGAUGAGUAUGAACUCAAUUUGGGUUUUCUAGAUUUUCAUUACAAACUUUGUUAAGUUGGUUUCAUUCAAAUAUCAAUGUCCUAAUGUAACUUUUGCUCCUUGAUCAACGGAAAUAGGAUAUGAAAUAUCAUUACUAGUCUUUUGGGCCGAAGUAGCCAAGUGUAGGCCCACCAUAGUACUCACUAAUAACAUUGUAUUCAUCUG